Messenger RNA from Grammomys surdaster, 5245 nucleotides. Its product is annotated as protocadherin beta-8-like. Bases 280 to 2688 code for a protein of 802 amino acids. The record is from RefSeq and is a predicted model, not a curated record. Lineage: Eukaryota; Metazoa; Chordata; Mammalia; Rodentia; Muridae. The transcript has a single exon. Gene Ontology annotation, cellular component: plasma membrane. Gene Ontology annotation, molecular function: calcium ion binding. Gene Ontology annotation, biological process: homophilic cell-cell adhesion.
AAAAUGUUAAGACACUGUGAGAACACAAGGCGGCGCUGCAGGAUAAGAAAGUAAAACCUAGAAGGCAGUUGUGGUUCCAUUAAUAGGAUGAAAAAAAAAAGCUGCAGAAGCCCGGAAGCCCAGAGAAACCUAGCCUGGAUGCUUCAGAAAGGAGGUCUCAGCUCUCUGAAAAGGACCGAAAGAAUUCCCAGGUAUCUAGAGAGAUAACUACAGUACCAGACACCAGGGGAGAUACAGUUCUGCUGAAACAUCCUCCCGUUCGCUGUCCUGCCGAGAACAAUGGAGGCCAGCAGGAAGCUCACUUGCAGACAAAGGCAAGUCCUUUUUUCCUUUCUCCUAUUAGGUUGCUCUCUAACGACUGCAGGGGAACUGAGGCGCUAUUCUGUGGUGGAGGAAAAGGAGGGUAGGUCCUUUGUAACCAAUUUAGUAAAAGAUCUAGGUCUUGGGCAGCUGGAACUCUCCAGGAGAGGAGCUAAGGUCAUUUCUACAGGUAACAAACUACAUUUGCAGCUGGAUCAGGAGAGAGGGGAUUUGCUGUUAAAUGAGAAAGUGGACCGGGAAGAACUGUGUGGGCACACAGAGCCAUGCCUGCUAAGCUUCCAAGUGUUGCUAGACAAUCCUUUGGAUAUUUUUCAAGCUGAGCUAGAAGUCACAGACAUAAAUGACCAUUCUCCAGAAUUCCUGGACAAAGAAGUCAUGCUAAAGAUAUCAGAAAGCAGUGUUCCUGGAGCUACCUUUCCUCUGAAGAAUGCUCAGGACAUGGAUGUAGGACAAAAUGGUAUUGACAGCUAUCUGGUCAGUUCCAAUUCCUAUUUUCGAGUACUCACUCGGAAACGCAGCGAUGGCAAGAAAUACCCUGAGCUGGUACUAGACAGAGCACUGGAUAGAGAAGAGGAAGCUGAGCUCAGGUUAACCCUCACAGCACAGGAUGGCGGCUCUCCACCUAGGUCUGGAACCACCGAAGUCCACAUUGAAGUCCUGGACUUCAACGAUAAUGCCCCUCAAUUUGAGCAGCUUUUUUACAGGGUGCAGAUCCCUGAGGAUAGUCCAAUAGGCUUUCUGGUCAUCACUGUCUCUGCUACAGAUAAGGACAUUGGUGUCAAUGGAGAGAUCUCCUAUUCACUUUUCCAGGUUUCAGAUGAUAUUAGCAAAACAUUCUCAAUCCAUCCCUUGACAGGGGAAGUGCGAUUGGAAGAACACCUUGAUUUUGAAAAGACUCAGUUCUAUGAAAUCAACAUUGAGGCAAGAGACGCUGGAACCUUUUCUGGAAAAUGCACAAUUCUGACCCAAGUUAUGGAUGUGAAUGACCAUGCUCCAGAAAUUAUCCUGUCUGCAUUUACCAACUCCAUCCUUGAGAACUUACCAGAAACUAUGGUGGCAGUUUUUAGUGUUUCUGAUCUAGAUUCAGGAGAAAAUGGGAAAAUAAGUUGUUCCAUUCAAGACGAUCUACCCUUCUUCCUAAAGCCCUCUGGGGAAAACUUUUAUACGCUAUUAUCACAAAAACCACUGGACAGAGAGACUGUAGCAGAAUACAACAUCACCAUCACCGUUGCAGACAUGGGGGAUCCCAUCCUGAAAACACAAAUCAACUUAACAGUGCAGGUCUCUGACGUCAACGACAACGCCCCUGCCUUCACUCAAACCUCCUACACCAUGUUCGUCCGCGAGAACAACAGCCCCGCCCUGCACAUAGGGACCAUCAGUGCCACAGACUCAGACUCAGGCUCCAAUGCCCACAUCACCUACUCGCUGCUACCGCCCCACGACCCACAGCUGGGCCUCACCUCACUAAUCUCCAUCAACUCAGACAAUGGGCAGCUGUUCGCGCUCAGAGCGAUGGACUAUGAGACCCUGCAGGCCUUCGAGUUCCACGUGGGCGCCACGGACCGAGGCUCUCUGGCGCUCAGCAGCCAGGCACUAGUGCGGGUGGUGGUGCUGGAUGACAAUGACAAUGCGCCCUUCGUGCUCUACCCUCUGCAGAACGCUUCGGCACCCUACACGGAGCUGCUGCCCAGAGUGGCAGAGUCUGGCUACCUGGUCACCAAGAUGGUGGCUGUGGACCGCGACUCUGGCCAGAAUGCCUGGCUGUCAUUCCAGCUGCUCAAGGCCACGGAGCCUGGGCUGUUCAGCGUGUGGGCGCACAAUGGUGAGGUGCGCACCACCAGGCUGCUGAGCGAGCGCGAUGCGCCCAAGCACAGGCUGGUGCUGCUGGUCAAGGACAAUGGCGAUCCUCCGCGCUCUGCCAGUGUCACUCUGCACGUGCUAGUGGUGGAUGGCUUCUCGCAGCCCCACCUGCCUCUGCCAGAGGUGGCGCGGGAUCCUGCGCAUGAGGACAGUGAGCUCACAUUGUACCUGGUCAUUGCCUUGGCUUCUGUGUCUUUGCUCUUCCUAGUGUCUGUCCUGCUGUUUGUAGGAGUGAGGCUGUGCAGAAAGGCCAGGGAGGUCUCUCUAGGUAGCUGCUCUGUACCUGAGGGCCAUUUUCCUGGCCACCUGGUGGAUGUCAGUGGCGCGGGGACCCUGUCCCAGAGCUACCAAUAUGAGGUGUGUCUGACGGGAGACUCUGGGACUGGUGAGUUCAAAUUUCUGAAACCAAUUUUACCUAAUUUUCAAGACCAUUCUCUUAGACCAGAAAUGGGAGAAAAUCCCAACUCUAGGAACGACUGGGAUUUUGGUAUUCAGUUAAAAUAACUGCUUUUCAUCAUGGGUUUUGUCAUGAACUCAAACUACUUUUCUUGCUGUGCCCAUUACGAACUUUUAAAGCAUGCUUAAAGCUUGUGUUCAGGAUAUUCUGUCCGUGGUUUUAGGACAUUAUCUCAGCUUUUCUCCAGACUGGAAGAUGAGUGUUCUAAUCUUGUUUUUCUAAUUUGUCACUAGUUGUACAAAUCUUUUUGUUCUGGGAUGGCUUGGGAAUGUACAAGAGGAAAAAAUGGGAAAUCAGUUCAACCCAAUCAGAUGUAAUUCAGUAUGUGUUCUCUCACUUGUUGUUAAUCACUGAAUGCACACUACAUAGCAAUGCUCAAACACAAUGAGGUCUAAUCAGACAGGAGAAAUAGGGGCGUAGUGAGAGAUAUGCCUUUUGUUUUAUUUGGCCUCUAUUGGACUGUCUUUGUUGAUGUCUUCUCUUAAAAGCCUUACAUAGCCACAUGGCUUCUCAUUAGCCUGCUAUUAGUUUUCAUAUCACUAUUCUAAACUGCUUUCUACUUUGUUUGCUUGUUUGCUUAUUUUUUUGGUGGACGUUGAGGUUUCAGAAAGCUGUCCCUUAUUUAUCUAGAAAGAGCAGGGCUGUAACAUUGAGAUUUUCUUUCUUUUAAAUAUUGGCCGGUCAGAAAAACUGCAUCAGCCAAUAUUUAUUCUUUUUUCCUUCUUUGCUGUCAUUCCACAUUUCUUUCUUGCCAGUAGUGUACUUAACUAAAAUACAUAUUCACUGUCACUUUUUGGCAAAUAGAGCAGGGCAUAUGGCUAGCUUAUCGUGAGAUGUAAAAUGUGGUACCUUCCAUAGCUCUUCAGUUGAGGAUAAACUCGGGGGACCUAUGCAUACUAAGUAAGGACUGUAUCUCUGAUCUACCACUGCAAACGCUCAAUAACACUUGUAAAGGGAGAUGUCUCACCUGGAAAGGGAUUUCACCCUUUGUUCAUGCUAUGUUCUUCCUGGGAUGUUCACGGUAUGAUGAGUGCACAAAUACCCCUGUUGGCUCUGUGAUAGGAGUGAUGGGUUAAAGUAGCAAGGAAUGAACUUAAAUGAGACAGUCCCUAGCAACUCAAGAGUUGUCAUAUUAUUCCUUACAUUGCCAAUUUCCAAGCCUUUUUUAAAAAUUCAGAAAUAAAGGAAGUCCUAUAGCAUUAUGUUAGCUUUUAUGCUAUGGUCAGUUCUUAUGCUAUGAAAUCUAUUUGUGUGUUUGUAUGUGAUGUGUAUGUGUGCCUGUUGGUGCAUGUGUGCUUGCAGAUGCCCUUCUGCCUCUGUACGUUUAGGUCAGAAGCUGAUGUCUACCUUCAUUGCUCAGUUAUCUAGGCUACCCAGAGAGCUCUGUGGAAACAUUGACUAACUGGUCAUGAUUCUGGGCAAUAAAAGGAAAAGUCUGAGAUACAAUCCGAGUUUCCUGAUUCUAAUGACCCUGCUCUUAGCGAUAUGCUACACUGGCAGGCAUGCACUGGUAGCAUUAUUUUCCUAUGGAGAGAAAUCCAUUUGUCCCAUUCCAUGAAUAAAGUGACCCUGUGUAAAUGCAAUCUGUAGCUCAUAGUUUGUAUUUCUUUCUGUAGCAGUGACCACGCUGCUUAGAAAACAACCUAAAAUGCUCACAAACAUCAACAACCUAAGUAAAAUUGGAUCGUACUACAAUUGUUCUUCAUGAUGAAGAAAUCAGCCUGGUUACAUUCUUGUGUGUACUCAGUGAGUCACACGAAUUAUUGUGGAAACGAGUUGUCCUAUACGGGCAGCAGAAUCACUCUAUGGUUGCAUUUAUUGAACUUUGUAUCUGUCUCUUCCUUCAUCGUCUGUAAAUUCUAGCAUAUUAUAUACUUUGUAUGCAGUGAGCCCAUUAUUAAAGUUAAAUAUCUUAUGCUCACUUCGGCAGUGUGUGUGUGUGUGUGUGUGUGUGUCUGAAAGCGAUUGCUUUCUAGCAGAUUAGCUGAAAACUAAUUUUACAAAAACUACAAGCAGUGUUCUGGAUGAAUUUUCACAUUUAAAUAACUGAGAAUUUCUGUAGCGAAUGAUGUUUCAAAUUACUUUCUGUUACAGUUAACCUUAUAGCUUUGGCAAAAUAAUGCCCACUUAUGCCUUCAUUUAAAUAAUGCUAUAAAACAGCAGAGGGCCGUACAUGACUUUUAAAAAGGAAUGACUCAGCAGAACUGAAUGAGGAAAUUCUUUAGUACUUAAAGUAUUAAUACUAUUCAUAUAGAAUCUAUCAGUUUUUCAUGUUUCAAUACAAUAAUCCAUAUUUAUGUCCUGUUUUGUUUCUCUAUUGCUGUCACAAAAAUUCACAAGUUGCUUAAAACAAUAAAAAUGUAUUAGCCUAUAGUUUUGUAAAUAAAAAGGCCAAUAAGUGUCUAAUUGAACUAACGACAGGAGUCUGUGGGGCACAUUGCGUUCUGGAGACUUUAUAGAGCAUAUUUUGUCUUUUCCAUCUGAUGCUGCCCACAGUACGUGGCACAUGGCGCCUGCAACGUCACAGCUUGUAACAUUGUUCCUGUGACCACGUCCUCUGACCCGGUAUGAAAAUAUUCUUUGAAUAAAAGUCCGUUAUCCAAA